UUGAAACGAUUUGUGCAAAUUUCUCCACAAACUUAUCAAGUGGACCAAAUCGUGUGCAGAUAAGAGUUUUAUGAAUGAAUAACUCGCUGAAGAUGCAUUGGGAACAUCAAGCGAGCAUUUUCAGCGAUAAAUAACGCCACUAAACGGCACCCGCCGUCAGCCGCGCCAGCCAACAUCUUGCGGCGCAAAAAUGUCAAAAAAAUCACGUAGCCACCGACAACAUCGCCGCCAAGCACCGCAGCGAUAAAGCACCAACGCGACAACGCCAAAGCAAAGCGAAAUGCGAAAUGGCGCAUUUGUGCGCAGCAGACAAGAAAAUAUGGAAUCAACACAAUUAUCGCCACAACACCUGACCCAGCAAAAUACAUAAGUAGCAUUUACGAUGCGGUUGGCGCUAUGCAUGCACACGGCGACGCAAUUGCAUGCGAGCGAGCAGCACAAGUUUGGAAAAUUAAUGGCCGCUGGCUGUGCGCGAGCACCUUCUGCAGAAAUGCGAGACCGAAAAGAAUUGCACGCACCCGCCAUAGCAGCUGGUUUGUGACUCUCGGGUCGCUGGAGGGGUGCGACGCGGCACAAUCUCAGCACGUGAAAAUUUGAUAUGAAAAGUUCAAGCGACAGUUGGGAACGUGCGAUACAGCUGGCUACCUCAUUGUGGCUGCGGAGUGCAUAUAAAACCAUUACGGUCGCAGCAUCUGACGAUUAGUCAAGGCGAAACCUAAAGCCAUUGCAGCACAGACGUGCAACGCCAAACCAUUGAAUUCUAACCGCUGCCAUACGCGGUUUUAUAUUUGUCGCCACACGCUCGAUACUGUUACAACACAUAACACAGUUACAGCACUGCUUUAGCGCUCCAACAUAAUACCCAGAGGAGACAAUGCUGGCAUCGCAUGGCUUACUACACGUGCCCCCAGGCCAACGCGUCGCCUACGCCGCAAUUCACUUUUGGCUACUGCUCACCCAACUGAUGAGUGCGGCCACGGUCAGCAGCAGCAGAGCCUCAGCAUCCAGCGAGCAGUCGCCGCUUCAAGCACCACCUCCACCGCCAGCAUUGAUGGACACAGCGUUGACAAACUGCGGCGACGAAGACAACCCUAAAUGGCGGCCCGUUUGUGCCACGGCGAACGGUGUGGACUAUGUGCUCUUUGGCAGUGAAUGUUUGCUGAGGCAAGCCAACCGUGAGCGCCACCACUCGGACGCAGGGGAUGCGAGCCCCGGUGAGUUCCACCCACCUGUGCAACACGAACUUUAUGUGCCACUGUGUCGCGCGAUUAAUGUACUAGUUUCCGAAAUUGCUUGCAUUGUAGUCACUUCUUUUAUGCGAAAAGUUUUUAGGGAAAUUGCGUUGGGAUUCUGCCGGCCGAGUUGCGGCCUUAUAAUUUGCGAAGGCAACGAGCAGGCGAUUUGUGCCCGAAAUGUAAACAGUGGCGAAGUUCGGCGCUUUGGUGGACUCUGUGACAUGGCGCGCGAUGUAUGCGUCAACGACAAUGAUUGGCAAUUGAUCUCCGAUGAUGCUUGUGUCCAGUCGCUGAGGAGUCCAGCCCCUACUUUGCCAGCUCCAACCACCGAAGCUACUCCGCUCAAAGCAUCUAAAGGAAAGUCCUUUACUAAAAUGAAAAAAAUAAAACACGGACAAGAUGUUAGAGAAGGGAAGAUGAGCAAGUCCAUACCAUGCCCCAAGGUAUUUAACCCGGUCUGCGCUGAACUCUUUGGCGUCAAGGCGACAUUUAUCAACGAAUGUCUUGUGAAUGCCGAGAACGUAAGAUUUAACAAAGACUGGAAAAUUUUCUCGGAGGGCGUUUGCGCAGAAGACUAUGCGAGUUCCGAAACACACAAAAAUGCGAUUAGCAAGCGCAGCACGGUGGGCAGUGCGACUGUUACAUUCCAACUGAACGCACCCGAGCCGCAAUUGAACAGUGAUGUCAUAUGGACACCAAAUAUCGAAAACACCAACUAUAUGAAUGAGGAUGUUUUCAGCUCACAUGGAGGACAAAUGAGAAGCAUGUUGCAGUACAACCAGCCUUUCGGGGGGCGGCAUAGCGAACAGUCGUCCUUGGACGCAACGCCACACAAUAUACGCAUCCUGCCAGUGGUGAAUGAUCGUGUGUCGGUCUGUAAAUUUGGCGCUGGUCCCGUUUGUGGGAGUUCAUCGCAGAACUCGCUGCAUAAGUUUGACAAUAUAUGCGAGCUUUUACUGAGAAAUAUCAUUUUAAAUGAAUCUUGGGUUGUGGUUAACGAGGGCAAAUGCCGUAGAUGUGUCUUGAAUUGUACUACAGACUAUGAUCCCAUAUGUAUCUCACGCAAUGGUGUUAAUUACACCAUAAUCAACCAAUGCCAUCUGGAUCACGCUAUUUGUCGAAAUAAUUACAACAACUGGAAGAUACUAGGCAAAGGAGAGUGCAAAAAUGUCUUAAAAAAUAUUCAAUCGGGCCAAGAUAAUUACAUCAAAGUAACCGCAGUGAAUCAAAAUGAAGACUACUUUCCUAGGCACACACGGAAAAUUCUCGAAUUCUUAUCAGUAAAAGCAGCGGAAAGUCAGAAAAACGAAAGCCUACCCGGCGUUCCUGACCAAACGCCUUCACUAGAGGUUUUCUCUGUGGAAUCCCAUAGCUCCAGCUCCAGCGAACUUUUACUUCCCAACACUACAUCACGGCCCAGCGAGAACACCACACUUAAGACUCAUAUAAUGAAUUUAUGGCGGAGCUCGAAAAGAAAAUCGCCCUCCUCUAGAAGAAAGAGAAAUUAGUAAUAAGUUUAAUUGCAGAACAGCCAACUAGUUUUAUAAUUCAAAUUCAGCAACCAAAUAAUUUAUUGUUUAUAAGUUUUGUAUUUUUUUAGAAACAUAAAUAAAAAGUUUAAAAUUCAAAUAAUAAAAGCGUUUCAC
Molecule: messenger RNA, 2881 nt
Organism: Bactrocera dorsalis (oriental fruit fly)
Lineage: Eukaryota; Metazoa; Arthropoda; Insecta; Diptera; Tephritidae
Exons: 6
Coding region: 875-2743 (622 amino acids)
Molecular function (GO): protein binding
Source: RefSeq, a predicted model, not a curated record